This is a messenger RNA of Camellia sinensis, 1194 nucleotides long. RefSeq names its product cell division control protein 2 homolog. Lineage: Eukaryota; Viridiplantae; Streptophyta; Magnoliopsida; Ericales; Theaceae. Gene Ontology annotation, cellular component: nucleus; cyclin-dependent protein kinase holoenzyme complex; cytoplasm. Gene Ontology annotation, biological process: regulation of meiotic cell cycle; regulation of G2/M transition of mitotic cell cycle; signal transduction. Gene Ontology annotation, molecular function: cyclin-dependent protein serine/threonine kinase activity; ATP binding; cyclin binding. The record is from RefSeq and is a predicted model, not a curated record.
UGAUCAAAUGGGGAAGGUAGAUAAUUGGAUUUAUUAUUUUUUUAAUGUAAUUUACAAUUGUUUCAUUGUUAAAAUCUCCUCUGAGGCCUUGACAUGCUGAUGUAUUGCCAGUACAAGAUAUUCGGGACAAUUGAACUAGGAGAGACCGGUUGUAUUUACAGGGCCAUUAACUCUCAGACUAAUCAAAUGGUUAUUUUGAAGCGGGAAACCUUUCUCAAGGGAAAUGAAGGUGUCCCAUGCUCCAUAAUCAGAGAAAUCUCCUUUUUGAAAGAGAUGGAGCAUACGAACAUUGUCAAGUUGCUAGAUGUAGUGAACAAAGAGAGGUCAGUGUAUCUUGUUAUGGAGUAUAUGGACCUUAACCUGAGGAAGUACAUGAUGGAUACUUCUCCUGAUAUUAUGAAAAAACCGAGAAUAAUAAAAAAUUUUCUGCAUCAGAUUCUAGAGGGUCUUGCUUAUUGCCACUCUAAUGAAAUUCUCCAUCGAGGUUUGAAACCUGAGAGUUUGCUGUUAGAUCAUGGUAAUCAGAGCAUAGUGAAGAUAGCAGACUUUGGAACAGCCAGGUCAAUUUUUGUUCCUGCCAGGAGACAUACUGAAGGGCGCAAGGUGACAAGUCAAUGGUACAGGGCACCUGAACUCCUACUUGGUGCCCAAAAAUACACCAAGGCUGUUGAUAUGUGGGCUGUGGGUUGUAUAUUUGCUGAGAUGGCGAUUCAACAGCCUCUUUUUGCAGCUACAACAGAGAUUGAACAACUGAACAAAAUUUUCAGUAUUUUGGGCAAACCAUGCGAAGCAACCUGGCCUGGAGUGACUGCAUUAUUUCCCACUCUAGCUUCUUUUGUCGAUUGUAUACCUAAGGACCUGAACAAAGUAUUGCCUGAUCUUGAACCAGAUGGAGUUGAUCUUGUUUAUAGAAUGCUCCGGUUGAAUCCAAAAGAUAGAAUUACAGCUUCUGAUGCACUAAAUCACCAAUACUUUUGAAGAUGUGAUUCCCAAUCCUCUUCGUGAUUCUCUGUCAAAAGAAUGUGUGCUGCCUCUGAAGAAUGUUUUGAUUCACAUUACCUUUGCAUGCAGCACUAUGUCUCUUUUCCUAAAGUUCUCUUCAAUUGGAAGAAAUAAACAAUUUGAUGUUGUUGACAGAACUACUCAGUAUGUAUGAUUCAUCCAUUUUUGACCAAUAAAGUACCCCCUCUUUUA